AUGGAAGUCAUAGAACAUGACAGGGUAAUUAGUGUUAAAGAAGCUGUUGUCAUGUUUCUAUGGAUAGUAACACACAAUCAACGAGUUAGGACUGUGGCCGAAAGAUAUCAACAUUCGGUAGAAACUGUUUGUCGUCAGUUUGGCAGAGUGCUAGAUGCAUUGUGUUAUUUAGGAAAUGAAGUAAUAAGACCUCUUCACUUUAAUACUGUGCAAGCAGAAAUUCAAAAUAAUUUGAAGUAUUUCCCAUGGUUUAAGGAUUGUGUUGGAGAUAUUGAUGGUACUCAUGUAAGUGCAGUUGCACCAGCUCUAAAACAACUUGCAUAUAGAGGAAGAAAAGUAGAUGUAACACAAAAUGUAAUGGCUGCAUGCUCCUUUAAUAUGAUGUUUACUUAUGUCUACACUGGAUGGGAAGGAACAGCCAAUGACUCUCGAGUGCUUCUUGAUGCAAUUAGAAAAGACGAUAACUUUCCCAUGCCACCACCAGGUAAAUACUAUGUUGUUGAUUCUGGCUAUCCAAAUAUGCCUGGGUUUCUAGCACCAUAUCGUGGUGAACGUUAUCACUUGCGUCGCUUUAGAGGAAGAGGGAACCAUCCUAGAGGUGCAAUGGAGUUAUUCAAUUACAGGCACUCAUCAUUGCGCAAUGUGAUUGAACGUUGUUUUGGACUUCUUAAAGCCUGA
Messenger RNA from Humulus lupulus (European hop), 678 nucleotides. Its product is annotated as protein ALP1-like. The coding region runs from base 1 to 678 and encodes 225 amino acids. Lineage: Eukaryota; Viridiplantae; Streptophyta; Magnoliopsida; Rosales; Cannabaceae. The record is from RefSeq and is a predicted model, not a curated record. The transcript is spliced from 3 exons.